Molecule: messenger RNA, 1649 nt
Organism: Salvelinus sp. IW2-2015
Lineage: Eukaryota; Metazoa; Chordata; Actinopteri; Salmoniformes; Salmonidae
Source: RefSeq, a predicted model, not a curated record
UAAUCCUUAAGGUUAUAGAGUGAKAUCAACACGACUUUUGUAUGUCAUAAUUCGUGUGAGAGUAGAACGUUUGAGAUAAAUUCUAACUUUGUAAAAUCACCAGCCAUUAUGGACGUAAGCUAGCCGUGCUAACUAACUAGUAAAGCUUGUGACUGUUACCAAUGGCUGUUUGUUUGUCUAACUCAUUGAUUCUCAAAACUCUCCUCUGGACCCCCCCAGAUGUUUCACAAUUUUGUUGUAGGCCUGAACUAGUUCACCUGAUACACUUAGUCAAGGGCUUGAUAAUUAGUUUACAAUUUGAAUCAGAUUUGCUAGCUCAGGAAUAUAUCAAAUACAAGUCCAGUGGUGGAGGUAAUAGCAGCAAGAAUGAUUUUCGACGAAAGUGGGACAAAGAUGAGUAUGAACAACUGGCUCAAAAACGUCUCGAUGAGGAGAGGGACAAAAAAGAUGGCAAGCCAGCGCCCCCAGUCAAGCGGGAGCUCCUGCGACACAGGGACUACAAGGUGGACCUCGAGUCCAAGCUGGGUAAAACCAUUGUUAUCACCAAGACCACACCACAGGCUGAGAUGGGCGGGUACUACUGCAAUGUGUGUGAUUGUGUUGUGAAGGAUUCCAUCAACUUCUUGGACCACAUCAAUGGAAAGAAACACCAGAGGAAUCUGGGAAUGUCCAUGCGCGUAGAGCGAUCCUCAUUGGACCAGGUGAAGAAACGAUUUGAAGUUAACAAGAAGAAGAUUGAGGAGAAGCAGACGGAGUAUGAUUUUGAAGAGCGCAUGAAAGAGCUUCGAGAAGAGGAGGAGAAAGCAAAGGCUUACAAGAAGGAGAAGCAGAAGGAAAAGAAGCGUAAAGCAGAGGAGGAUCUUUUCGAGGAGGAUGAUGAAAUGGCUGCUGUGAUGGGAUUCUCGGGGUUUGGUUCCUCAAAGAAAGGCAAAUGACCUAAAGACUUUAUGCAUUUCUUUACACUCUACUCCCUGUCGGCUGAUCAAAGUAAACUUUGCUGUCUGUAGUAUUCUAUCAGCCUGUUCCCAGAUGUGCUUAAGCCAGCUACUUGUUGUCAUGAGCACAACAAAAGGGUUGGCUAUAGAGCAAACCGUUCUGCCACCAGGUCGGUAUUCUAUGACUCAUCAUAUCCCCAAAACCCCCCCAUUCUAUUCCCAAACCAGCUUCCCCAAAAAACUAAACGCAUGCUGUACAUACAGUCUGAGGAGUCCCUGAAACUGCUAGGUUUGUGGUUGAUAGAAUGGGAUAACAUGUCAUAGUAAUACAAUUCGUAAUUUAUUGGGAAUUUUAUAUCCGAAUUUAGGGUAAAUGUCCACAGAUGUUUUAAAAAAUAAUAAUCAUAACUUACAACAGGUUCCCAUUGACCUCAAAGAUUAUUUUGUGUGUUCAUUUGCCUACAUUCCACUAGUUGCACUACCUGUUUUUUCACGCAAAUAUAGUGGAUGUUUAUCUGCUCAAAGAUGUCAGUUAUUGGACAGUGCAUUUCAUUUUAUUUGCCUUUUCAACUGUUCGGCCCCCAAAAUAACAACCUCAUAACUAAAUGCUUCCCUAGUAAAUUCCACCUAGAAACAUGGGGCAAUUGUGUGUAGUAGGUUUGGCCUUACUCAAGACAUCUGUGAUUCAUACAAUAAAUUGUUUGACUUUGUAAA